Lodderomyces oxycetoniae is the source of this 1158-nucleotide messenger RNA. RefSeq lists its product as uncharacterized. Bases 1 to 1158 code for a protein of 385 amino acids. The transcript has a single exon. NCBI's taxonomy places the organism in Eukaryota, Fungi, Ascomycota, Pichiomycetes, Serinales, Debaryomycetaceae. The record is from RefSeq and is a predicted model, not a curated record.
AUGUCUGGUGUGGUGGACACGGAAGCAUUGGAAAGGAUAGAUACUCUUGAGAACAAUCUUAGAUGGAAUCUAGAGACAUUUAAGCCGGCGUACGAGUUUCUUCAGUUGAACCAGAAGCUAAUAUCUCGUGAAGAUGUAGUCAAUGCUGGUGAGAUGCAAAUAAUUAAACGCAACUUUAUUAUUGAUACGUUCAAACUUGGCAAGGUCCACAAGGAAUACAAAGAUUGGGAACAAGAAACAAGGACUGAGUUUGCAGCCAACGACAUUUUCAAAUAUAAUAAAGUUAUUGCACAAAUUGCCAGGAUUAAUCAAAAGUUGGAUAUAACCAGCAAAAACUAUGAAAACCUAUCCUCGGGGAUAAAGAUUCCAGACUUUGCUGUUGGUAUGGAGUCAUUGAGGAAAUUGGGAAAUCAGCAGUUAAUCGAUAUUGCCACAAAGUAUCAAGAAGAUAACUUGAAGUUGACUCAAUUAUUUUCACUCGAUCCCAAUGAGUCGAAUUUAAUCUUCCCAGAGUUUGAGAUAAUGAGGAAACUAAUCAACAUUGAGUUUGGUCUACGAAUUGAAAAGAGAGUUCAGCUUGAAAUAUUAGUCUCAUUGAGGGAACACAUCAAGUCGCUGAAUCGGGUCUGGAAAGAGCGAGAUAGUUUGUUGAAGAAUUUCCUAGAAAACGAGUUUCCAGAGGUUGUAAAAGGUGUAGUGAAAGUAAACGCUGAGGUGAGUAGUAAGAUCCGCGAACCCCACGAUGAGGAGGAGAAAGAAGAAGAAGAAGAGGAGGAAGAAGAAGAGGAAGUGGAAGAGGAGGAAGAGGAAGAGUGUGGAAAAGAGGAAGAAGUUGAGCAGAAGGAAGAGAAUGAGGAUGAAACGGAGCAUGGGAAUAUAGAUAGAGAUGAGGAUGAUGCACAAUUUCGGAAUGAUGGUAGCGAUACUGAUGCACUGAAGGAAAGUUUUGAUAGAGAGGAUCUGAUGGGAUUGAAUCAGGACAAAGCAUUAGAUGAGACAGAUAACCAAUCUCAACAACAAUCACCUAUUAGUAGUCCCGCAAGGGUGGAAAGUCAAAAUCCGCCUUCUAAUGCGACAACGCCGUCACCUGAUAAUGUUGAUGUUGAUGUUGAUGUUGAUAAUGAUGAUGAUGAUGACGCCAUGCUAAUAGAUAAUUGA